GCACAGCGAUGGUUGUAAACAAUAUGGCGGAAUGUUGUCAAAAAAAGAAAAUCUUGACUUUGUUGAGAAUUGCCUUUUCUCAAUAGCUCAAGAAUCUAAAUUUUUUGGAGCUAAAGUUAAUUUCGCUUUUCAUUUUGUACACGGAUGCGAUAAUGGCAUCAGUUUGUGCGCUUAGAUUAUUGUAGAAUUGAUGUAAGAUCUCUCAGAAAACAGCCAAAAUCAUGGGGAUCUUGGAUUUUGAAACAGUAUUUGAUGAGUUGGACAGUUCCCGUAAAGGCUACGUCACAAUAGAUCAAGUCAAAUAUUUCUUGGAAAGUAUUUUUGAGGACAUUGCUGAUGACAAGCAUGUUUAUUUGUCAGUUGAAAAGAUAUGUGGACCAGGGUCAGAAACAAUUCCAAAGGAACGGUUCUACCUCGUUCUGGAGGAGAUCGAACGACGGAAAACAUUGGAUUCAGAAGCAUACUGGGAUUUUCAAGCUUUGGACUACAGUGGAAGCGGUCUCAUAGCACUGAAAGAUGCUUUGCUGCUGUUUCAAGAGUAUCAUGCAGACCAGUUUUCCCUAGACACUUGGCAUGAAUUUCUUUGCUCAAGGGACUCUCCAGAUGCAGAUGUAUACUUUAAUGAGAUAAGGGACUGGCUCUGUGAUAUUCCAAGGAGUAGCUAUCCCAGUACAAAGAGUGAAGUGAGAAAAGAAAGAGCAUCGUUGGAGCACAGAAGGACAGAUGCAGCUUACCAAGAUUUGGAAGACAUGAAAGUGUUACUGAUGGAAUCAACACGGCCUGGACUCACUUCUGCAUGACGACGGUCUGGGCCAGACUGAAGGAGACGAGCAGAUGUCCAAGCUGAGUGACACAGUGACCACCAGCAAUGUGAUGGAGGCGCUGGACCUGAAAUAUUCUCUCCUGCAAGACAAGGUCAUCGUGGAGAUGGCUUCUUUUGCUGCCAAUAUGGACAGUGAGAAAUCUGAGACAUUUCAGCAAAUCAAACGCCUUGUCACAGCUUCAAUCAAGAGUAAAAGUCUUGCAGAGAAUGUGGAUGACUUGCCUGGAGCAAAAGUGGAACUUUCCAUGAGUCUGCUAGGCCUGAUCGGUGACCUGCACUCGGCAGAAGCAAAUCGGAAAGAAAAGUUUAAGUCUUUGGCUUCAGAGUUGCAAACUGAGGAGAGAACUGAUGAGCAAGUAGAUGCUGAGUUGGCAGAAAGAUACAAGAGAGAUGUGGCAGGCCCCCGUUCAUGUGGCGCCAUCUUAACUCAGCUGGACAUGCGGCACAAAGCAGAGAGGGAUGCAGUUCUUCACUCUCUCCAUCAGAGCUCUUCAUCUCUCCCACCCUCUGCUGUGCUAGCCCUGGCGUACUGGCAUCUGCUGCGGCAGUUGCGACUCCUUCAGUUGGAGCCGUUUGUCACAUCAGCUGCCAUUUCUGUGGGGCUCGCUGAACGAAAGCAGGAAUACAAACCUAAAAGGUAUGACUGGGACAGACAGCGUAGUGAAAUUCUGGCGAACUUACGACUGGAGUCACGAAGAGGACAUCGACCAAUCAAAAGAUCUACCGCCGCCCCAGACCUGGACAGUCUGCAGAGUCUAGCAUUAGCUGGCAUCAAGCAGAGACUUGUGGAAGAAAUGGAGCAGCGCUACUUUUUAGAGAGAGAGGCCAUGGUCUUCCUUCUGCAAGGCCCCGACAGCAAGUCAUCUUUUGAAGCAGCUGCCAAAAUGUCUCCUGAUGAGCGCAAACUUCGGAUCAGGACUUUGAGGAAUCAAAGAGAAGAGUGGAAGAUGAUGAAUAAUUCUGACUCGUCGGUGAAUCACAAACUGCUUCAAGAAGCCACUGGACUGUACUUUGAGCAAAGCCGUGCUGAUGUUGAGAGCAAGGACCACAAUGCCACUGACUCGACUGUCAUGUCGUUUGUUCUGGCUGACCUGCAGCAGAGACAAGAGGUUGAAUUUGAAAAGACUGUCAGUGAAAUUCAUAAAAAGAAUGCACAAGAAGUGACUCGGCUCGUUUUGAGUGAGAUAGAAGCCACGAAGGAGGAACACUUCAACAGCAUCGCCUACGUCAUCUUAGGUUGCGUUGACCUCAGUGCUGAAGACACAGCGUUCCUUAAGGUUUUGGAUGGGAAAUACAAGGCUCUCAGAGACCAGGUCUUUGUUUUUGGACUUGUGGAUAAAAUGGGAUCCGAGUGGAAGGGGUUGUCGAAAGAGAACAAACAGAGAGAGAUACUACGCCAAAGGAAGGAGGAGAAGAGACUGAGAGGAGAAGGGCUUCUGGAACAGAUGUCAGCCCUCAUUGGGCCUCGGUCGCAGGCUUUAGCAUUGCUGCCUACACUUGUUGGAGAAGACAAAGUAUUUCCGAACUCAUCUCCGCCUCAGACAUCGGAGUCACGCUCCAUCAAUCUGCUGGCUGACCUAGUUCCCCGCUUUGACCAGGAGCAGGAUUCUCUCGUGUCUUGGCUCCGCUCGGAGGAGGUUAAGGGGUCAACUCUGCGGAGCAAGCAUGGUCAGCUGACCAGAAUUGCUAUGGAGAAGUUUGCUGCCAGCGCUGAGAGAGAUCAUGAGACUGCGCUGCUGUUUGUGGGCCUCUUGGAAAGAAUUGGGAUGGCUCUGUCUGGCAGGUCAAAGAGUGACAGGGAAAAACAAAUUUUGCUGGCCCAGAAGAGGGCUACAUUACGGAAAAAGUGUGUCAACCAAGGGGAAAAGCAAAAACCACCACCAGAGGAAAAAGACAAGUCCAAUGAAAAUGAUGAGAGGACCAUGCAGGCUAUCUACAUGCGGGCUGUGCUGAGACGGCACUACAAGGAGCGGGAAGUCAUGCUGAAUUUGCUCCAAGACGAAGGCAUGGAGGAGCUGUUGGAGGCUGCGGCUGUGAUGUCUGUGGACCAGGGCAGGAAGAGAAUGCAGGAACUGCAGGACAAGAGAGAGAAUAUGGAUCUGGACGACAAAGCCAAUCAGGAGGAGCACACAUCCAUCCUGGAGGAAGCUGGUGCCAUCCGUUGUGCCAGCAAGAAGUUUGCGAUGGUUAUGGAUGGCGGCCGCGCUGUCCUCAUGGAUGAAGUGGUCGUACAGCUGUUGGCUGAGCUGCAGGAUCUGCAAGACCGAGACUUGGCAACAAUCUUGAACCAGCUGGGGACUCUGAAUGGCCAUGAGAUGCAAGAAAAAGCUUGGGCAGAGGAGAAGGCGAAGAAAAACAGCCACAGUCAUUUAGUCAUGAAAGUUUUCAUGAAGUUCGACGGAGGUUCCUCAGACAUUGAUUUUGAUCAAUUACUGGAUGCCAAGUACAGAAAGCUCCGAGACCACCUGAUUGAUGAGUGCCUGUCACAGAGACAAGGGAAGCUGAAGUGGGCCAAAAUGGGACAGAAGCAAAAGAACAAGCUCAUUUCCACUUUCCAAGCUAAAGAAUCUGCGUUGUGGAAUGAAGGCGACAGUGGCAGUCUGUCGGCAUGUCUGACCCCAGCCUUUACCUUGAAGCCCACCCUUCCUUACCUGAGUGGAAUGAGUCGGCAACAGUACUCGUCGGCUGUGUGGGCUGGAAGUGAAGACCCCAUUCAAGAAAAUGAAGGACUAAAUCCUGAUGACCAGGGAAAUGGAGAAACAAUAUCUUUCCUGCACAGACGCUACAUGGCUGAGGUGGACUUUGUCAAGAACUACAUCGCAGGAUGUCUGGAAAAAGUUCCGGAGGAAUCAGACAAGAAGUUACUGGAGAACAAACUCAAGUGGGAGUGUCAGCUGGUGUCUUCUGUGGGAGACUUUGUGACUGCCAGCCUUGUGUGUGGUCUAGCAGAGAGACAGAAUACAGACAGAGUCUUUAGACUGAAGUUAGACCAUGACCGCUACGGACUCCUUGCUCAGCAGCUUCUGGCAUGUAAGAGAGAACAGAUAAAGAAGUCUGCUGAUAUUGUCAAAGGAGAUGAUGUAAACAAACUCCAGGAAGCUGUCAUGACACUUCUUCACAAAAAACAUCAGGACGAGUGGAACAUUUUGUGUCAGAUGAUGGCCAGUGAUCGUUUUAAAGAAGUGAGGGAACUGGUUGCCACGGAGACACAGCAACAAAAAAGUGACAGGCUGAUGGUUCUGCAUGGCAUUCGGGAAAAAUUUGACCUCGCUGCCUCAUCAGAGCAUCAGACAAUUCUGGAGGAGGCAGUGACUGUGAAGAGAGAGAUGCGUCGCUGUCACCUCUCAGGUCAGAGUUCAUCUGGUGAGGUGGGGGACAGUGAAGUCAACGUGUCUCUCAUGGCUGAUCUCCUCAAGACCCAGCUUGUUGAAGCAGAGAUUUACCUCGGAGCGUUCUCUGCUGAGAGCAAUGAGGACUUGAUAGAAAACCAGCAAGCAAUAGCCGCAGAGCUGACCCAGAGUCAUGCGAUCAACAUUGCUGAUGUGGUCUUUGCUGCUGAAGGUCAUGACUCGGCUGACUCUCAGAACCAAGACGGACUACUGGAGGAAGCUGUGGAUGGGAAAUACGAUGCCCUCAGAGAUCAGCUGUUGAUCCAGGCUCUGAUCAAUGAGAUGGGAGAAGCGGAGUGGAAUCGUCUCUCAGAGAAGGAGCGACAACGCCGUCUGAUGGAGCUUAAGCUAAAGGAAAGACAACUCAGGAGAGAAGGGCGAUAUGAUGAAGCGGCUGCCCUUCUCGGUUCCUUGCUCAACGAUGAAGAGAAACUGAGACAACUAUUGGGUGACUCCAAGGCUGAGCAGGAACGGAAGCUGAGGGAAAGACUGGAGCGUCGGAAGAAGAGACUGGCUGAAGGAAUGACAGAAGAGGAAUGUGAUGAACUUGAAGCUGAGGAGAUUGCCAGAGAGGAAGAAGAGGAAAGAGAAAAGAAGAAAAAUAUUUUGCUGUACCUAGAACACUGUCAUGAUGAGGAGAAAGCAGCGCUACUUCGACGACUUGCUGAAAUGAAAGACGAGAGCGAGAAACAGAGACAAAAACAGCUGGAGAUGCUCAGGCUGAGGCGAGAACAGCGGCGGUUGAGAGAGGAGGACAAGUUUGACUCAGCGGCCAUGGUGCUGGGACUCUCGGAGGAAAAUGAUAAAAGACAUAAAAUGUCAAAAGAUGAAGAGCGUCAGAGACAGCAAGAUCUGGCUCGACAACGUCUGGAAGCUGCCAGACAGCGGAAGCUUCAGGGUGAGAACAUGGUGCGGGGAGAGACGAUUGUCCUGCCUGAGGGGGAGAUGGAGGACGAGUCCAAAGUGGGAGAGACGGCCCUCAGGAUGCUGGACAGAAGACACCAGCUAGAGAGGGAUCUACUCAUUAAGCUUCUAGAUGAAGGCAGUGAGUCUGAGCAGCGAGAUGAAGUCCGUGUCCUGACGGAUGAUGAGCUCAAGAUGAAGCUGCUUGCUGCUCAAGAGUUGUACGAAUUGUGGAGAAAUUCAGAUUCUGGGGAGAAGGAAGAUGGAGAGAAAAUACUAGCUGAAGUGGCAGUUCUGAGCCUUGAGGUCAAGAAGCGGGACAUGCAAGCAGAUGGAGAGCUGGCCUCGGAUGAAGAUGUCAAGGUCGCACUACUGGCGGAGCUUCAGAUGAAGCAAGAUGGAGAGGCUGCACAAAUGAUGGAAACUCUUACUACUGUGGACAAUGAACACAAGAAACAGAUUCUGAAUUCCCAAAGAAAACAGCUAGAAGAUAAACGCUAUGACAACGUAGCAGGAAUUUUGUUUACCUUCGCCAAUGAGGAAGAUAUAUUUGGGGAAGGAAAGGGAGAGGAUGAGGAAGAAAAGACAGAAGAGGAAAAAGAAGAUGAUAAGGUUGUGAAAGCCUUAGAGAAGAAGUAUGACGCAAUGAGAGACAAACUACUUAUUGAGGCUCUUAUGAAAGAAAUGGGAGAAGGUGACUGGAACAGACUUUCCGAGCUGGAACGACAGAAGAAACUUCUGGAGCUCAAGAUGAAAGAGAAAAGACUGAGGAGAGAAGGAAAAAUGGACGAAGUGGCUGCUUUGCUGGGACAGUUUUUGGAUGACAAUGAAGAGAUGCGUCGCAUGUUGGGGGAGACAGAGGAAGACCAGAAGAGACGAAUGCAGGAGAAGCUCGCCCUGAGGAGAAAGCUGAAGGAGGAGAGGGAGGCCCAGGGGCUGGCUGUUGAUGAUGAGACAUUGGAUGAACUGGUGGAGGAGGAGGAUAAGAAGAUACGCAGAAGGAAUGUGCUGGAAAAUCUGGAUCAUCAGUUUGAGGCAGAGAAAGCUGCUCUGUUGGCUGCCUUCAAAAGACAGAAUGACCAGCUGGAAAGGGAGAAAGAGAGACAGCUUGCCGUAGCCAAGUUAAAGGAACAUUCCUAA
Messenger RNA from Aplysia californica (California sea hare), 6255 nucleotides. RefSeq lists its product as uncharacterized. NCBI's taxonomy places the organism in Eukaryota, Metazoa, Mollusca, Gastropoda, Aplysiida, Aplysiidae. The record is from RefSeq and is a predicted model, not a curated record. Gene Ontology annotation, molecular function: calcium ion binding.